CAAGGCUGCAACAAAACGUAGUUUUUUAUAAAUUCUAUCUCUUUCAGCUGUCAGUUUGUUCUCUUAAGUCGUCACAAAUCUAAAGUUUUUGUAAAUAAAAGCAACGUAGAAAAAAAAUACUGAUAAUUUUGCAUAAAAGUGCUAAAUAAACUAGAAGACAACGUUUUUGACAUAGAAAAAAUACGUUUUCUUUGUGCUACGCAGUUUAAAAACAAAUCCUACAACAAAAACACGUGUUGUGAAGAAUACCCUGAAUUAGAUUUUUAUUUAAUAAAGUAGUUAAAACACAAAACAGCUUCAAUAUGGGUAUGGUACAAAAACGCAAGAAGAUGCACUACGGUGAUACACAUCUUCAGAGACGUAUGCGUGUACGCAAUCGUACUCGCGAUAUGGAUUUGAUCGAUCAAGACUUACGCACCCAAUCGGCCCAGUUAAUCAACCAAGCGGUGGAUUUGGAAAAACCUGGUUUUGCACAAUUCUAUUGUGUACAUUGUGCUAAAUACUUUAUUGAUGAUAGAGCCAUGCAGACACAUUUCCGAAGCAAAGUACACAAACGCCGUCUAAAGGCUCUGGAACUAGAACCCUACACAAUUGAAGAGUCCGAACGUGCCGCUGGUCGUGGCAGCUAUCAGAAAGCCAAAAAACGUACCAUGGAAACACAGCCCUCGAAGGAGGAGGUUAAGGCAGGCAAACGUAUAAAGGUUGAGGUAGUUGAAGAAACAGAAACCCCAAAACCAAAAAAGGCUCAAAAAAUGGAAUCAUAAUGGAAGAUGAAUGAAAUUUAGUUCUAAGAUUUAACAUUUUCUUUUUUUUUUUAGUUUCACAUUAAAAUAAAUAUUUUUAUUGUUAAAGUAA
This is a messenger RNA of Calliphora vicina (urban bluebottle blowfly), 855 nucleotides long. RefSeq names its product zinc finger protein 593 homolog. The record is from RefSeq and is a predicted model, not a curated record. The transcript has 2 exons. Bases 303 to 764 code for a protein of 153 amino acids. Gene Ontology annotation, molecular function: nucleic acid binding; zinc ion binding. NCBI's taxonomy places the organism in Eukaryota, Metazoa, Arthropoda, Insecta, Diptera, Calliphoridae.